Acanthoscelides obtectus is the source of this 833-nucleotide messenger RNA. The record is from the annotation of a GenBank genome assembly. NCBI's taxonomy places the organism in Eukaryota, Metazoa, Arthropoda, Insecta, Coleoptera, Chrysomelidae.
CAUAUGACCUGCAUAUAACCAACAAUGCGAUCAGUUAUCAUGCUCAAGAAGGCCAAUUCAGCUGAUUCCUGGGUACUUCCCUGGUACAUGAAAAAGCGCAAACGGUCCAUUGUUAUCGUAGAAUCCCAAGAACAAGAUAAAUAUGACAAGGCUGUGAGCUUCAUCCUAUGUUUCGCUUCCGUACUCUUAUUAGCUGCUGGAAUAACGCUCAUCUCCCUCUCCAUUUGGUCGUUGGUGAAGAAAAUUCCCUACCAAUAUCUCCUGGAUAUCAAGGUGGAUACAGCGUACUUCAUGUUACCAGCAGGAUUAUUGUUGCUGCCAGGCUUCUGGGUAGCUGCUUCGAUUCACAAUAAUUCUCCACAGUACAAGUUUUUGCAUUUGCUGGUCGUUCUUCUCUUAGCUUCUUCGUCUCUACUCAUAAUCGGCUCCUACUUUGGAAUCAUGUACACUGGCGGAGCAAAUGUCACCCUAACGUCAUCUUUGGAAAACCAAGAAUUGAGAGAAGUGCUGACAGUAACCCUAUACGAAUAUAAAAGAAAAAGCCUCUACAAGUAUGCCUGGGAUACAAUUCAGUACAAAAUGGAAUGUUGUGGAAUAGACAACAGUACGGAUUGGGAUAUUAUACCAGAUUCUUGUUGUUUGAACUACGAUUGUAACACCAACAUCACCUAUGGCGACGGUUGCCUGGAUACAUUGAGCAGAGAUUUGGUAUGGCACAAGAAUUUCUUAGUGUCGCAUUGUUAUAUGUUUUCUGUCGUUCAACUGGCUGUCUUGAUAAUUGCUUGUUCUGUGUAUAUUUGCCAUAGGAAAAAAUAAAGUAACGAUCAGCUGCA